AGUAGCCGAGGAAGAGAUGAAUACCUUGAACUGGAACAUCUGCCUCCGCUGCUUGAAGAUGAGGAGAAUGUGUCACUGGCAGACAUACUUUCUUUGAGGGACAAUUGCCUGUCUGAAGAGGAGGUGUGGGCAGUGUGCGCAGAAUGCAUUCUGGCCCUGCAGAGCAUCAGACCCUCCCACCUCUUCCACACGCUGUGUAUCACACCCGACACUCUGGCCUUCAACGCACAUGGGAAUGUUUGCUUCAUGGAGCAGCUCAGUGAUGAUCCAGAAGGCUCCUUUGUGCCACCUGAAUUUGACAACACAGGCACCACAUUUGAGGAGAAUGUGUCACUGGCAGACAUACUUUCUUUGAGGGACAAUUGCCUGUCUGAAGAGGAGGUGUGGGCAGUGUGCGCAGAAUGCAUUCUGGCCCUGCAGAGCAUCAGACCCUCCCACCUCUUCCACACGCUGUGUAUCACACCCGACACUCUGGCCUUCAACGCACAUGGGAAUGUUUGCUUCAUGGAGCAGCUCAGUGAUGAUCCAGAAGGCUCCUUUGUGCCACCUGAAUUUGACAACACAGGCACCACAUUUGAGGGGCAUGUUUACUCUCUUGGCUGUACACUUUCUGCUGCACUGAGCUUUGUCAUUGAGCCAGAGCUGGAAGCUGAAGUGGGGGAUGAAGUCCAAAGGCUCUUGGAAAAGAUGCAAGAAGAAAAUCCAGAGGACAGGCCACUUCUGCAGGACAUCAUCUUUCUGGCUGAAGCAAGGCUUUCUCAUACCUCUUCUGCAGCUGUGUGCCGGAAGCUGUCUUCUGUCGGACGGCGGGUGCUGUCCAUUGAAUCAGUAGCAACAUUUCAAGAUGGAAAAGAAUGUUCCUGGGAAGCAAGAUGGCAGCAUCAAAAACCCAGAUGUCUGUUCGAAAUACUGAGUUCAGAUGAUCAUACAAAAGAACUGUGUGGAAAUCCUGCAAAUACGAAUGGUCUGUCCAGACACCAGGUGUGCAGGGGCUGGGAUUCAUCUUUGUGGGCUGAGGAUAUGAACAGCAGGGAAGGAGAGAGCCUGAUCUUCAUGGAGAUGGACUACCAACCCCAGAACAGCUCUACAGUAAAGAGGAGACCUCAUCAGAAGUUCAGCAGGAUGAGGGGGGCUCUGAAACGCUCCUGCUCUGUCCCAGACUCCAACAACCCCGCCUGCCUUUCCCCUGCAGCUCAUGGAGACAUCAGCUUACCUGUGUCAGACCUCACAGAGAUCGGAGACAUUGGAGAGGAUGAACACUUGAGCUGUGAAUCUGUUUGGAGCAACAGGCUUACAAGACUCAGUCGGGGCAAGUCCUGUGAGCCUUAUGUGCAUAGCAAUGGUGAUGAUUGUCUAAAUUCAGAUACUGUCGACCAAGUGUCACAAAAGAAUGAAGAGACUUUGCCCAGUGGAGAAACAAGGAUUGAAAUGAGCAAAGAAAGUCAAAUUAAUGAUGGCACCAAAGACUCUGAAACUUGCUGCACUUCCUGUUAUGAAGCAGAAGUGGGACACGAGCCUUCUAUGGACGAAAAAACAUCAAGCAACAUCUUCUAUGUUCCAAAUAACCACAUGACAAAAAGCAUGCUGUGCCUCAAUGAAGAAUCUCAAGAUGAGUGGAUCUCUCUGAGGGGGCUACUUGCUCGCUGUGGACGGAAGCUGACAUUCAAUGAACUAUGGGCACUGUGCUACGCAUGCCUUUCAUCACUGCAAUCCUAUAUUGACUAUCCAGCCUAUCUAUGCCUGGACACACUUUAUGUGGACUAUGAGGGAGACGUUCUGUUCAUAAAACCUAAAACUAUAGGAUCCUGUGAUGUAUUUUAUCUUGCUCCUGAAUAUCAAGAACAUGGAAUUAUGACUGAGAAGGCAUGUGUGUACGCAGUUGCUGCCAUUCUCUGGGCCACGGCGAAAUUCAGUUUAUCACCUAAUGAAAAGCUUGCAGUACCUUGCAAGUUGAAGAGGCUGCUCCUUGAGAUGGCCAAGAGGACACCCAUUGAGAGACCCUCUAUUGUCAUGAUUUGUCAAACUUACUUAACACAUCAAGGGACAGAUGCUGAGACUGUGUGGAACAACCUCAUCUACAGAGUUCACCAGCCAUCAGUAAAUUCCAGUCAUGCACAAAGUAUAGAUGCAGUUGAUACUCAUCAAAGCUCAGUAGAAGACUCAAGAAAAAACACCAGUGGACUGUGGAUGGAUUCACAAAGAAACAGUGAAGACACCAAGGAAAGGAACCUUUCUACUGCACACUGAGGACCUAAAUCUUACACAGAUUGAACCCAGCCUCUAUCCUCAGAGUCUUGUCUGGCCUGUUCCAGUUUCUGCUGUUUCCACUGAAAAGCUGCUGUUAAUCCACCCUUCCAUUCUCCAUGGCCUUUUUGUUGUCCUUUUCCUUCCAUUCUCCACUAAUUUCAAUAGGUAAGGUGUUUUCAACAAUCACCUCUUACAAGAUUUUGAAAUGAGGACUCCUUUCUUUAGUCCCCAUGGAAGUUGGGGUUACUGAUGUAAUCUUGUGGUUUGAAAGAAAUCUUUUGCUGGAUUUACAGCUUUACAGGGAUUUACAACAGUUCCAGAGUCCAGUAUUGAUGUGUGUAUGAACUGUCUGACUACUUCUGUCCAGUGUGAACCAAAAGAAUAGAAUGUUUGCACUUAUUUUAACAGGGACACCUUUCUUUCUGGCAGUUCUCUUUGGUGCACAACAAUUUCAGGUAGAAAAUAGGAUGAACUCCCCUGGAAACCUGCCCCAC
Thalassophryne amazonica is the source of this 2741-nucleotide messenger RNA. Its product is annotated as kinase non-catalytic C-lobe domain-containing protein 1. The annotation marks the transcript as partial. The record is from RefSeq and is a predicted model, not a curated record. Gene Ontology annotation, biological process: small GTPase-mediated signal transduction. Gene Ontology annotation, molecular function: guanyl-nucleotide exchange factor activity. The transcript is spliced from 16 exons. NCBI's taxonomy places the organism in Eukaryota, Metazoa, Chordata, Actinopteri, Batrachoidiformes, Batrachoididae.